Messenger RNA from Nicrophorus vespilloides, 1591 nucleotides. It is a transcript of the gene y, whose product is annotated as protein yellow. Bases 249 to 1502 code for a protein of 417 amino acids. The record is from RefSeq and is a predicted model, not a curated record. The transcript has 2 exons. Gene Ontology annotation, cellular component: extracellular region. NCBI's taxonomy places the organism in Eukaryota, Metazoa, Arthropoda, Insecta, Coleoptera, Silphidae.
AAUAAGUCGAUUUGACGUUAAGGUCACAUUCUCUUUCUCCCCUAUUAACAUUCAUCAUAUUCUUUUUUUUCUUCUGUUCGCUCCAUUGCACCAUCAUAUGUUCUGCUUAUCAAAUGUUGUAGUGGUUAAUUCUAAAUGAGAGACUUUCUAAGCGCGGAUUGGUUGCAAGCAAGGUGCGAAAAUGUGGGGAGGACGCCGCGGGACGAUAUAAAUACGAAUUUCUUGGGUUCGAAGUUUCAAAAAAAAUAAUGGUCAGAAUGUACCGUCUGCUGCUCGUCGUGUCGCUGAUGGCUCUCCUCGCCGUGGAGGCUACCUUCAAGAUGCAGGAGGUGUUCAGAUGGAAACAGAUGGACUACGCCUUUGCAGACGAGGGGAAGAGGAACGAGGCACUGUUCAAUAAGAGGUUCAUUCCCGAAAAUAAUCUACCGGUCGGCAUAGAGAUUUGGAACGACAAGCUCUUCGUGAGCGUCCCACGAUGGCGUGCAGGUAUUCCUUCGACGUUGAACUAUGUGCAGCUGUACAAGGGUGCACCGGAAUCCCCGAAGCUAAACCCGUUCCCGGAUUGGAAGAGCAACGAGGUUGGUAAUUGCGAAACGGGAAUGACGACCGUCUACCGUAUUAAGGCGGACAAAUGCGAUCGUCUCUGGGUGCUGGACACGGGCACCUUCGGUAUCGGUAACACCACAACCAAUCCCUGCCCUUAUGCGCUGAACGUCUUCGAUCUACGCACCAAUCGCCGAAUUCGCCGUUACGAGCUGCGUGCUGCCGACACGAACGCCAACUCUUUCAUAGCGAACAUCGCCGUGGACGUCGGCAAGAGCUGUGACGAUGCCUUCGCCUACCUCAGCGACGAGCUGGGCUACGGCUUGAUCGUCUACUCCUGGCAGGAGAACACUUCGUGGCGCUUCAUGCACAGCUUCUUCAUGCCGGAUCCCCUCGCCGGCGACUUCAACAUCGGCGGCCUAAACUUUCAGUGGGGCGAGGAGGGCAUCUUCGGCAUGUCCUUAUCACCGAUGCAGCACGACGGCUUCCGAACGAUGUUCUUCAGCCCGCUGGCCAGCAAUCGGGAGUUCUCUGUGUCUACUCGCACGUUGCGCGACAAAACGAAGGUCGAGUCGGCCUACUUUGAUUUCACUCCAUUGGAGGAUAGAGGUCCGUUGGCUCAUACCACGGCCAGGGUCAUGGACGAGGAUGGCGUGCAGUUCUUUAAUUUGAUCGAUCAAAACGCAAUCGGCUGCUGGAACAGUUUGAAUCCGUACAGGCGCAACAAUCUGGCCAUGAUCGAAAGGGAUGACGAGAAGCUGAUCUUCCCCUCGGACGUGAAGGUCGAUCGCGAGGCAAACGUCUGGGUCAUGUCCGAUCGCAUGCCCAACUUCCUCCUCUCCAGCCUCAACUUCGAAGAGUACAACUUCCACGUCUUCUUCGCACCCAUCAACGUCCUCAUCAAGGACACUGUCUGCGAGAAACCCACGCCUCAAUUCCUCUACGCUCUUUACCGAUAGUCAUAAAUUUAACCGUUUUUGUAUUGGAAUUGCACCAAUAACAAUACUAACAUAUUCAUUACUUAUAAUUUACUGCAUUUAAUAUUUCA